Fusarium redolens is the source of this 1305-nucleotide messenger RNA. RefSeq lists its product as uncharacterized. The coding region runs from base 290 to 1114 and encodes 274 amino acids. Gene Ontology annotation, cellular component: nucleus; pericentric heterochromatin. The record is from RefSeq and is a predicted model, not a curated record. Lineage: Eukaryota; Fungi; Ascomycota; Sordariomycetes; Hypocreales; Nectriaceae. The transcript has 5 exons. Gene Ontology annotation, biological process: chromatin organization; negative regulation of transcription by RNA polymerase II. Gene Ontology annotation, molecular function: chromatin binding.
CCACAGGCACAGCCUCCCGUCUUCCAAAAGCGGGCUGUAGCUCUCCAACGAAGCGCGACGACCUCUCCUCCACUGAUCGUUAUUUCUUCUAUCGCGGAAUUGAGGUGCCGCAGCCGCCUGUUUUCAAACGCAUGGUCAACACCAUAAAUCUGCAAUCAUUUACAAAGUAUUUUAAGGCAGACUAAGGUAGCACACGUCAAUCAAUAAUCUUCAAAAUGCCCCCUGGUAUGUUACUAUUAUUAUUUUUGCGCCUUUCACCACCACCGACGCCUGUCGCAAGCGACAAGCGAUGGGCGCAUCCCGAUCGCGUCUCCGGUUACCGCAUGAUAGAGCCCUUGAUUCCGGCGCAAUUGGUAUUCUGCUGUUGCUGACUAUUUGCGCAGCUCUUAGUGAUGAGGAAUCCUCCGACGUCGAAGAGUAUACUACACCUCCUCGCGCGAGCAGCCGCAAGAAGUCUACCUCGGCUGCUGCGGUAGAUCAGCCCGACGACGUGAAACCAGAAGAGGCGUCCGGCCAAGAGGACGAGGAUGAAGAUGAAGAUCUGGACGAGGAUGAAUUUGUUGUUGAGGCUAUCAAAAAGCACCUGAUCGACGACGACGGAAGUCUGAAGUUUCAAGUCAAGUGGGAAGGCUACGAGGCCAAGAAAGAUUUGACGUGGGAGCCUGAGGAGAAUCUUAGAGAGUCUGCCCAGGAAAUCCUCGACGCCUACUUUGAAAGGUUUGGUGGCCGUGAGAAACUCUUGGAAGAGACUGAAACAGCAUCAAAAACGAAGAAGCGCCGCCGCGCCACCACCAAUGGCACCCCCAGCACAACCUCUACAACUAAGCGAUCACGACGCGAGCAUCCGGCCAACUCGGCAACUCCAGCGACAGCGAAGAAUUGGAGCCCUCCAGCAGGAUCAUGGGAGGAGGAAAUUGAGACAAUUGAUGCCUGCGAAGAUGAAGGCAGCGGCAAGUUGAUCGUUUAUCUUAUUUGGAAGAACGGCCGCAAGACCAAGCACGACACCGAGGUUAUCUACAAGAAAUGUCCGCAAAAGAUGCUCCGCUUCUACGAGCGCCAUGUCAAGAUCAUUAGAGACGAGAACAAGGCUCUGGUUGAUGGGACAGAGAACUAGUGGCAUUUGUACAGGCAUGAAAGGGAGAUUGGGGCGAAGAGAAAGCAAAGCAGCGCAUUCAGGUAUUCGUUUUGUACUGAUACCCGAUGCUGUAACUGGGACGGCGUUAUCGGCGAUCGCCAUUAAGUCGCGGAAGGGUUUCUAUUUUUCUAUUUGAUUCAUCAUGCGUCUACACGCGGAAAGGAAACGGA